AUGAGGUCCAUUCUUGCACAUGUCUUUGUGCAGGCCUCUCUUCUCUCAAUUGCCUCCGCUGCUCCAGCUCCAACAGCUUUCGCUAAUAAUGUUGUCCCGGCCGACCCUGUCAUUACACCUUCCCCAGUCGAGAAUAAUCCCUCUCCCGUGGUUGCCCGAAACAUAUUGAGCGAUGUUGAAUCCGGUGCAAACAGCAUCCUCUCAGACCUUGGCUCUGGCCUACCUUCAUGGGUCGCGUCUGGAGUGCCUGACUUCUUCCAAGGUUUCCCGACUGGAAAGUCAGUUGUGAAAUCCCUUGGGUUGGACGACGACCAAUUGGAAGCGUUACCAACCAAUGUGUUGAACAUCCCCCCAUAUGCCAACUGGACCAAGUCAGGCUGGAAUGUUCGCUUCCACGGAAACGUUUAUAAGCAACCAAAUACCUCUGUCUCAAAAUUGAACGACUUGGCCGAUAUCUUCCUUGUCAACACUAGUAUCUCCGAGCUUCCCAAAUCCCAACAAGCCCAGGCGCGUAACCUGACUGCCGAAAUCUUUGUUGUGCAGCAGCCCGAGGUUGCCGUGAACAAGAUCCACCUGAAGCCUGCAAAGAGUCAGGGCUCCAGCGGAGAGCCAGGUGGUGGUGGAUCAUCCAAGACAACGGGUGGUAAUCAGGUCAUCACUCUGCCUUACAAUACCACAAUUGAGGGUGAUUUCGACACCUUUGUGCAAAUUGACAGCAAUGGCCUUACCGCCGGAAAUGAAACCAAGAAAAUUCAGAGAUUGGAUACUCAUGUUCAGGGCGCAAGCAUCGGAAAUGCUACUGCCUACCUUGUGCCUCCCAAGGGACUCACCUUCAUUUCCGACAUUGAUGAUAUUUUGCGGGUCACUAAGAUUUAUCAACCGUCACAAGGAUUACUCAAUUCCUUCGCCCGUCCAUUCACGCCUUGGCAAAAGAUGCCAGAAAUCUAUAGCAACUGGUCCAGCAGCCUGCCCGAUGCGCAUUUCCACUACCUCACAACUACCCCCGAGCAAGUCACAAGAAACUACAUGGAGUUCAUCUACGACAACUAUCCGGGCGGCUCCUUCGACACCCGUCCUCUCAACUUCAGCGACGUCUCUGCCACUCUAUCAAUCCGCAAAUUCUUAUUGGAAAAGAUCUUCGAAACCUUCCCCGAGCGCAAGUUUAUUCUUGUGGCUGACACCAGCAACAGCGACGUCAUGCGCGAUUACCCCAAACUAGCCACUGACUUCCCCGGGCAAGUCCAAUGCAUCUUCCUCCGCAACACCUCUGCAACUGAUUCGGGCGACAAGUUCCCAUAUGACACGUCCGGUUUCAAGAAGUUGAAGCAAUCCAUGUACAUGUUCUUCGUGAACUCGGAUGACCUGACCCACCUGGAUAUUGCAAAUGGACAGUGUUACAACAAGUCGAUUCCCCAAAACCUGACGUUCGGCUACCAGGGACUGCCACUUGGAUUGGGAGAUAAACCCACUGCGGUGAACGGGUCGGCAAAUCACACCGGCGCCGCUACUGGACUAUUGACCAAGGAAUCGGCUGGUGUGCAGGGCUUGAUGGCAUUGGCUGCAGCAAUGUUUACGGCCACCCUCAUGUUUUUAUAG
Penicillium coprophilum is the source of this 1596-nucleotide messenger RNA. Its product is annotated as phosphatidate phosphatase App1 family protein. Gene Ontology annotation, molecular function: phosphatidate phosphatase activity. The record is from RefSeq and is a predicted model, not a curated record. Lineage: Eukaryota; Fungi; Ascomycota; Eurotiomycetes; Eurotiales; Aspergillaceae. Gene Ontology annotation, cellular component: actin cortical patch. The coding region runs from base 1 to 1596 and encodes 531 amino acids. The transcript is spliced from 2 exons.